AUGGCUGCUGUCGCAACCUGCAAGCCGGUCUCCAACCUCGCCGUCGCCUUUGCGAACCGGUCGGCCGCUGCGAACAUACCCAUACCACGGGAUGGUGGACUCGCCACCUCCAUGCCGACGCCUCCAAGCUCGAUAUCGCCGACUUUGCCGGCGCAGAAGGGCAGGCCUGGUUUGCCAGGCGCGGUGAGGUCGCCUUCGCCGCUGUCUAGGGACAUGGACAUCGACCUCGACGAUGCACUCGAACACGCUGCGGCGCAAGAUCUGCCUGCUCCUGCGCUCUCCAAGGAGGCGCUCGCGGGCUUAGACGCGACGCGUCAAAUAACGCCCAUCAUGCUGGCCAAACACCAACUGCCUGGGAUCAUUCUGGGCCACGGCGCCAUGCCGAUUCGCGAGAUGAUGGCCCAUCUCACCCAUUCCGUCCCCGGCUUCUCAGGCCUCCCUCCUUCCAAGGCACGGAGGCUGGUCGUUGCUGCGCUGGAACAUCGCGCUGGCGGCGGACUUCACGGCGAAGUCAAAUUUGAGAAGGUCGGUUGGGGACGAUGGAGCGUAGCAGGACACUCGUCGCAGGCGAACCGGGGAGUCCCUAUCGGCGCGCAUGGCGCGUCUCACAACGGCAUGACUCCCCCUGCCAGCUUGGACAGUCAGGCUGGCCUCCACAUACCCAAGAACUUGCGUCACGGACGCGACGAAUUUGUCGGGAGCUGGGCUGCUGGCUCCCCUGACAGCCGCGAUGAAGACAUGGCGGAUCAGAUGUCCCUCGACGGCUCAGAGUCUAGCGAGUCUGACACGUCAGACAUGGAUCUUGGCAACGACAUGGACGACGAGACGGACGAAGAAGAUUGGUCAGCUGUUGGGCCUGAGGCUCUUCGUCAGAAGCGCCAGCCUACUCGCCCGGUCUAUCGCGACUACAACUACCUCUCCCGAACCUUCCGUUCCACUUCGGCGCAAUCUGUGCCGCCUUCGCAUGCUGCGAGGACACCUACUCCGGCCUUUAAUUCUUGUUCUUACACUGCAUCCCGCGGAAACGCGGGCACUCUUCCUGCAUCUACUGGCGCUAUGGGGCCCCGAGGCCAACUCGCCGAGCGCGAGGCUAUCGAGGCAUUGAUUGCCAUGGGCUCUAUGUAG
Messenger RNA from Didymosphaeria variabile, 1125 nucleotides. RefSeq names its product DNA-binding proteins Bright/BRCAA1/RBP1 and proteins containing BRIGHT domain (gene STB3). Gene Ontology annotation, biological process: positive regulation of transcription from RNA polymerase II promoter by glucose. Gene Ontology annotation, cellular component: nucleus. Bases 1 to 1125 code for a protein of 374 amino acids. Lineage: Eukaryota; Fungi; Ascomycota; Dothideomycetes; Pleosporales; Didymosphaeriaceae. Gene Ontology annotation, molecular function: sequence-specific DNA binding. The transcript has a single exon. The record is from RefSeq and is a predicted model, not a curated record.